Phoenix dactylifera (date palm) is the source of this 651-nucleotide messenger RNA. RefSeq lists its product as uncharacterized. Gene Ontology annotation, biological process: systemic acquired resistance. The record is from RefSeq and is a predicted model, not a curated record. Lineage: Eukaryota; Viridiplantae; Streptophyta; Magnoliopsida; Arecales; Arecaceae. Gene Ontology annotation, molecular function: fatty acid binding.
CAUUGUCGAUCAUGUUUUUGUGCAUUGAAGAGCGAGAGAUGGAAGUUGCAAUGAAGUACCUCUGCAUUCUUGGAUUGCUUGUGGUUGCCAGUAUCGCUGGGUUGGAGAGGGCCAAUGGAGCUGGGGAAUGUGGGAAGGUUCCUGUGAACAGAAUGGCCUUUCGGAUGGCUCCGUGUGCAUCAGCAUCACAAGAUGCCGAGGCCCAGGUUUCGAGUACGUGCUGUGCAGAGGUGCAGAAGCUAGGCCAGAACCCAAGUUGCCUCUGUGCUGUUAUGCUGUCGGAUACUGCAAAGAGUGCCGGAGUCAAGCCUGAAGUAGCAAUCACAAUUCCCAAGCGGUGCAACCUGGCAGAUCGCCCUGUGGGAUACAAAUGUGGUGCGUAUACCGUGCCUUGAAGAACAGAGGGUUGAAGGAAGACUGGCGACCGCUACUAGUAGCUUCUGGAGUAAUGCCUAUGAUGCUGUAGCUCCUGUUGGCAUAAAUAUGAUGUUGAAAAUGCCAUAUGGUGUCAGACUUGGUGUAUGGACAUAGUAAAUAAAUGGUUGCUUGCUGUGUUGAGACUCGAGAGUAGUCUUGGCUCUUGUUCUGGUGAUGAAGUUGUUCAAUUUUAUCAUCGUGUUAUGAAAUAAAUGCAUCUAAGUUCUGUUUCAA